This is a messenger RNA of Malaya genurostris, 3045 nucleotides long. Its product is annotated as ATP-binding cassette sub-family F member 1. The coding region runs from base 183 to 2897 and encodes 904 amino acids. Gene Ontology annotation, molecular function: ATP binding; ATP hydrolysis activity. Lineage: Eukaryota; Metazoa; Arthropoda; Insecta; Diptera; Culicidae. The transcript is spliced from 2 exons. The record is from RefSeq and is a predicted model, not a curated record.
AGUAGUUUUUUUUAGUUUUUUUACAAGUUUUGACGUUUCGCUUUAUUCGCACUUUACGGUUGCAUGAGACAAAAUUUCAUUUACUUCUUUUGUUCUGACCCUAAAUCGUGUUGCACCACAUUGCAAAUAGCUGAGGAAAAUUUCGAAAUUUGUGAAUAAAUUUGGCCAAACUUUUUGUCGCAAUGCCUCCGAAAAAGAAGGGUACUAAGAAAAACCAGGACUGGGACUCGGACGAAUCCGAGCUGCAACAAGAAACGAAAUCGGUAACUGGGAAAGGCAAAUCAGGUAAAGGAAAAGCUGUCAACGUGGAUUCCGACGAGGAGUCGAUUCCAGCUGGCAAGGGUAAACAGAAAGCAGCUGCGGUUUCAGUGCAUCCUUCGAGAAAGGUUGGUAAAGGCAAGAAAGGUAAAGGAAAGAAUGGCGAUUGGAGUGAUGACGAUGACGACCGAAAGAAUAUCAAGGCGCUGGACGUUGAUAGCGAUGCAGACGAAGAGAUGGCGAAGUUAACGAAACCGGUUCAAAAAAAGAAACAACCGACCAAGGGGAAAAAGGGCAAGAAAGAUGAUGAUUGGUCUGAUCGGGAAGAAAAGGAAAUCAAGUUGGAAGCUUCUGAUGAAGAGGACAUACCGGUUGUGAGCAAUAAAACUGCAAAAAAGAAAGGUAAGGCGUCCAAGAAGCAUAAGAAGGUGUCUUCAGAGGAAGACAUUGCGAGCAGUGUGGAUGAAAGUGAUGAAGAAUUAGUGUCCGACACGACGAAAAGUGCUAAAGGUGUUGAAAAUACACAAGUAAACGAAAAGGAUGAUGAGAGUAAAAUCCAGCGGAAGCCUGCUUCGGAUGAGAUUGAAAAGAUCAACUUGAAGAAGGAUUCGGGUCUCUUGGCCAUAAAGAAACUAGAGAAAACUUCAGAACCAACAGUAGAGCCGGUUUUGCAGACAGAAACACAACAGAAGGAAACGCCAAAUUUACCAGCGCCAUCGGAACCUACCAACGAGCCAAAACUAGAAGAAAAUAUCGAGGAAGAAUUAGUGGAUAAGGUUGAAGAGCUGACCAUGGAAGAAAAGGAGAAAAAGCUUACUCAUAAAGAGAAGAAAAAGAUGAAGAAGCAAGAAGAGUUUCAAAAACAGAUGGAAGCUAUGACCAGAAAAGGUGGUCAAGGGCACUCUGAUUUGGACAGUAACUUCACAAUGUCGCAGGCCCAAAAAAGUGGAAAUCAGAGCAAACACAUGGACCACGCCGUUGAUAUCAAAAUUGAGAAUUUUACUAUUUCGGCAAAGGGAAAUGAUCUGUUUGUGAAUGCAAAUCUGCUGAUAGCAAAUGGGCGCAGGUAUGGUUUGGUAGGUCCUAAUGGUCACGGCAAAACAACGUUGCUCCGACAUAUCGCUAACAAGGUAUUUGCCAUUCCACCAAAUAUCGAUGUAUUACUUUGUGAACAAGAAGUUGUUGCCGAUGAGAACUCGGCCGUAGAUACGGUGCUCAAAGCUGAUGUUAAACGUAUUGCGUUGUUAGAAGAGUGCAAAAAACUGGAAGAAUUGAUUGAAUCGGGAAAACUAGAGCUCCAAGAUCGUCUGCAGGAAGUAUACAACGAACUAAAAGCGAUCGGAGCGGAUUCUGCGGAACCCCGAGCUCGUCGUAUUCUAGCAGGUUUAGGAUUUUCACGAGCUAUGCAGAACCGGGCUACGAAUGCUUUCUCCGGAGGUUGGCGAAUGCGUGUUUCCCUCGCUAGAGCCCUGUUUCUGGAACCGACUUUAUUGCUACUUGAUGAACCUACCAAUCACCUGGAUUUGAAUGCUGUAAUUUGGCUAGACAACUAUUUGCAGGAAUGGAAGAAAACUUUACUGAUUGUAUCUCACGACCAGAGCUUCUUGGAUAAUGUAUGCAAUGAGGUUAUCCAUUUGGACAGCAAAAAGCUUUAUUACUACAAAGGAAAUUAUUCUAUGUUCAAAAAGAUGCACGUUCAGAAGCGCAGAGAAAUGAUCAAAGAGUACGAGAAGCAGGAAAAACGAAUCAAGGACCUGAAGGCUCAUGGCCAGUCUAAGAAGGCUGCGGAGAAAAAGCAGAAGGACAAUUUAAGUCGCAAACAGGAAAAGGGUAAGGGCAAAGGACAAAAGGUUACCAAAGAAGAUGAUGGGCCAGUGGAACUUUUGGCCAAACCAAAAGAUUACAUUGUCAAAUUUAGUUUCCCGGAUCCCCCACCACUGCAACCGCCCAUUCUUGGAUUAUACAACGUUAAUUUCAACUUUCCCAAUCAAAAACCACUUUUUAUCGCUGUUGAAUUCGGUAUUGAUAUGAGCAGUCGUGUAGCAAUUGUCGGUCCGAACGGAGUUGGAAAAUCCACUUUCCUGAAACUGCUAGUCGGUGAUCUGAAUCCCAUUUCUGGUGAGGUUAAACGGAACCAUCGACUUCGUAUCGGUCGCUUUGAUCAGCAUUCUGGAGAACAUCUCACUGCAGAAGAAAGUCCUGCCGAAUAUCUUCAGCGACUAUUCAAUCUCCCGUACGAAAAGUCUCGCAAAGCAUUGGGAACUUUUGGAUUGGCCAGCCACGCACAUACGAUUAAGAUGAAAGACUUAUCAGGUGGUCAGAAAGCACGAGUGGCAUUAGCAGAACUAUGUUUGAAUGCACCCGAUGUCCUUAUUCUCGAUGAACCGACCAACAAUUUGGAUAUAGAAUCGAUCGAUGCCUUAGCGGAUGCUAUUAAUGAGUACAAGGGUGGAGUCAUAAUUGUUUCCCACGACGAGCGACUUAUCCGUGAAACUGAGUGCUCUUUGUACGUCAUCGAGGAACAGACGAUAAACGAAAUCGACGGAGACUUUGAUGAUUAUCGAAAAGAGGUACUUGAUAGUCUUGGAGAGGUCAUCAAUAAUCCGAGCAUAUCAGCUAACGCCGCUGUUCAACAGUAGCAGUAGCAUGAUUGUCUACUUUUGUCCUCAUGCCGCUUUAUUAAUCCGUUGAAAUUAAUUUUAACGCGUUAAUCACUUAUAGGUUUAUGUUGUAUUUUAAUAGGUAUUGAAAUUAAAUUAUGCUAAGAAUGUUUAAAUGAUUUCAGCA